Drosophila nasuta is the source of this 2001-nucleotide messenger RNA. RefSeq names its product adhesion G-protein coupled receptor G2-like. Gene Ontology annotation, biological process: G protein-coupled receptor signaling pathway; cell surface receptor signaling pathway. Gene Ontology annotation, molecular function: G protein-coupled receptor activity. The transcript has 2 exons. NCBI's taxonomy places the organism in Eukaryota, Metazoa, Arthropoda, Insecta, Diptera, Drosophilidae. The record is from RefSeq and is a predicted model, not a curated record. Gene Ontology annotation, cellular component: membrane. Bases 1 to 2001 code for a protein of 666 amino acids.
AUGGGACAUCUUUGUGUGGAUAAAAAUGGACUGCCAGUGAUGCGUCGUUGCCUUGGCCACAAUAAGUGGGAGGAUCUUGAGAACAUCACCUGUCAAUUCGAAAUGGAAGCCAACGAGUUGAGUCAACGUUUGAACAAACUAAAACUUGAACUCAAUGAGGAAUUGCCUGCAUUAGAUGAAACAUAUCGCAACAAUGUUGUGUACAAUACAUCGCAACUUCUUGGCAAGGCAAAACACAAAAUUCAGCCAGUGGAUGUUGUGAAUGUCAACAAAAUCAUCGAUGCUGUCACAAAGGAGAAAACAAAACAAAACGAUGCUGAGAGCUCUGCGAUCAUUGGACUCUACGAUCAAUUGAUGGACACGGAUAGCACAGUGUUGGAACUUUCGGCUCGACUAAAUGCCACCAAUAAUCUGCUCUACAAUUUCGAAGGCUACAUGGAUAAGUUGGGACCACAUUUGCAUGAUCUUAAGAGCUGUAAGCCACAGAACGCCCUUGUUAACAUAACGAAUCUGGUUGACAUGAGAGUCGCCAAAGGAUUGCAGAUUUUGGUUAGCCAAAAACUGAGCGUUUUCUAUAUAUUUCCGGAUUGUAAUCAAUACACUGGCAUUGCCAUCUACGAUCGUGCGGCACCGAACCGUUUGAAUUGCUUCCAUCAUUAUUACUGGUAUCGUUUGCUCUACGCCAAUGAAAGUGUUGAUUAUCUAAAAGCUGAACCUGGUCUGCAGACUGCGACUUUUCUGUCUCACGAACUGUGGCAAUCUGUGAAAAGUGCUGGAGCUACGUAUCUGAUCUUUAAGAUUUAUGCCAACAAUGCGUUCUUCAUUGAGAAACUGCCACCAAAAGAAAGAUCAAAUUUACAGAGCCAUGUGCUGUCAAUAAGCAUACCUCAGGUGUCGAAUGAGCUGCCACAUCAAUUGGUUUUCCUGCUACGCAGUCUGAAGCAGGCCCAAGUGCUUAAGGAAUCUCCUCAGCUGAAUUACUAUUGUGGCUACUGGGACUACGUUGGCUGGCAGACGAACGGAGUGACGACCAGACAAAACAAUGCCUCACAAGACGAAGAUGCAAUUGUUGUGUGCCACACGAAUCACUUGACGCAGUUUGGGCUGCUCGUUGGCAGCAGCUUUAAGCAGUUGCCGGUGCAAGCAGAUGCGAUGCAACUGCAUCAUGAAUGCGUUCUUGAUAUGGUGACAGCCGUUGGCUGUGGCCUCUCACUGUUCGGUUUGAUGGCCAUUUGGCUGACGGCCAUGUUGUCCGAUAGAUGGCGCUCGCAGCAUGCGACGAAACUGUUGCUGAAUCUAAGUCUGGCGAUGACACUGCUUUUUGGCAUGUUGCUGCUCGUGUAUAUCAAUGAGUGGGUUUUGCGUUUUGCAUUCAAUGUGCAUCGUGUUGCAUGCAUCGCCUUGGGUGCCACGCUGCAGUAUCUGGUGCUGUUACUGUUCACCUGGAUGCUGCUCAUUGGCUACUUGCAGUAUCGGCGACACGUUACCGUCCUGAUGGUGAGAUCCGAGCAUGUGGUGCUCCGCAUGGCCACUAUUGCCUGGCUCGUGCCUCUGCUGCCCACUCUCCUGUUGCUCUUCCUCGACCGCAAAUCGUAUGCACCCAUCCUUUAUCGGCCCGGGGAUAUUGCAACCGUGUGUUAUCCAUCCGGUACAGGUUUAAUCUACAGCAUUCUGUUGCCCAUCGGUUCGGUGUUAAUCAUUAAUAGCUGCGUGCUCUGCCGCAUUAUCCACAGCGUCUCUCGGCUGCGACAUCGCAAUAGGCAACUCGUCUGGCAGCAACUGAAUCUCUUUAUGUUGCUCUUUUCACAGCUCGGCUUGACUUGGAUCUUUGGCAUUUGCUCGUACUUUCGACUCGGAUUGGUUUUCAAUUAUCUCUUCUGCAUUAUGGGCACAGUCCAAGGAUUCAUACUUUUUGUCUACUUCAUCUUGCUGGAAACCAACGCACGCAAUGUCUGGCUAAAGCUUUUGACUGGCAGACGACAAGUUCAAUCGACCACUUAA